Arabis nemorensis is the source of this 1437-nucleotide messenger RNA. The record is from the annotation of a GenBank genome assembly. NCBI's taxonomy places the organism in Eukaryota, Viridiplantae, Streptophyta, Magnoliopsida, Brassicales, Brassicaceae.
AUGGAUCUUGUGGUCGGUGGAAAGUUUAAGCUUGGAAGGAAAAUUGGUAGUGGAUCAUUUGGAGAGCUUUAUCUAGGUGUAAAUGUACAAACAGGAGAAGAAGUUGCUGUCAAGCUGGAAUCAGUGAAGACCAAGCAUCCUCAACUUCACUAUGAGUCAAAGUUGUAUAUGCUGCUUCAAGGAGGAAGUGGUAUUCCGAACCUCAAGUGGUUUGGAGUUGAAGGUGAAUACAGCGUAAUGGCUAUUGACCUUCUAGGCCCUAGUCUUGAAGACUUGUUUAACUACUGCAACAGGAAGUUCACCUUGAAAACAGUUCUCAUGCUUGCCGACCAACUUCUUAACAGGGUUGAAUUUAUGCAUACUCGAGGUUUCCUUCACCGUGAUAUAAAGCCUGACAACUUUUUAAUGGGCCUCGGGCGCAAAGCAAAUCAGGUGUAUAUCAUUGAUUUCGGACUAGGGAAGAAAUACAGAGACCUUCAGACUCACAAGCACAUUCCUUACAGAGAAAACAAAAAUCUCACUGGGACAGCUCGGUACGCAAGUGUCAACACUCACCUUGGAGUCGAACAAAGUCGAAGGGAUGAUUUGGAAUCACUUGGUUAUGUGCUUAUGUAUUUUAUCAAAGGAAGCUUACCUUGGCAGGGAUUAAAAGCUGGGACAAAGAAGCAGAAGUAUGAUAGAAUCAGUGAGAAGAAAGUAUCAACUCCGAUAGAGGUGUUGUGUAAAAACUACCCUUCUGAAUUUGUUUCAUACUUCCAUUACUGCCGAUCUUUACGAUUUGAUGACAAACCUGACUACUCUUACCUUAAAAGGCUUUUUCGCGACUUGUUCAUCCGAGAAGGUUAUCAAUUCGAUUAUGUAUUUGACUGGACAGUCCUCAAGUAUCCUCAAAUCGCUUCCAGCUCUGGUUCUAGCUCACGGACAAGGCAUCAUACAACAACGAAACCAGCAUUCAACGCAGGUCCUUCUAUUGAUAGACAAGAGAGGAUGACAGGAAAAGAAACAUCCCGCGAUAGAAUCUCGGGUGCAGUGGAAGCCUUCUCUCGAAGACACCCGACAACAACAUCUACGCCACGUGAUCGUUCCAGAUCAAGAAAUUCUGAUGACGGACCUUUCACUAAGCACACACAUGGAGAUUCCGAAAGAGCAAACAGUUCCUCAAGAUACAGAACAACCUCUUCUUCUAGGAAAGCCAUUGCUGCUUCAAGCUCUCGGCCAAGUUCUGCAGGGGGACCAAGCGAAAGCCGAACUUCAAGCCGUCUGGUUUCAUCAAGCGGCGGUGGUGGCAGCGGUAGUGGCACUGGCCGUCCAUCCACUAGUCAGAGAGUCCAAGCUGGAUACGAAUCCAAAACUUUGUCUUUCUCUCGUGCAACAGCUUCAAAAAACGCCAGGGAAGACCAAUUGAGGAGCUUCGAGGCCCUCUCUCUUCGGAAAUAA